Messenger RNA from Tilletiaria anomala UBC 951, 4210 nucleotides. RefSeq lists its product as uncharacterized. The coding region runs from base 84 to 4121 and encodes 1345 amino acids. Gene Ontology annotation, biological process: regulation of DNA-templated transcription; DNA-templated transcription. The record is from RefSeq and is a predicted model, not a curated record. Gene Ontology annotation, molecular function: zinc ion binding; DNA binding; DNA-binding transcription factor activity, RNA polymerase II-specific. NCBI's taxonomy places the organism in Eukaryota, Fungi, Basidiomycota, Exobasidiomycetes, Georgefischeriales, Tilletiariaceae. The transcript is spliced from 3 exons.
CCAUAUCCACCAGGAGUAGAUCGCCUCUUCUACCUUUCAUAUGUCGGGCCCAUCAUUGGACAACAUCUGCGGGCAGCUACAGCAUGGAAGACCGACCCAUAGACAGAGGGGGUCCUCCGCCGUAUCCGGGCUGCGCAAGCUACUCGUCCACCUCGAUAGCGGGCGUCAGUGCCAGCCCUGGUCCCGGCGGCUACCCGAAUGCCUCCUUACCCUACAUGGGAUCCCCGUCCCGUGGGCCGGGAGGUGGAACUGGCACGAUGUCCUACAUGAACAGCAGCAGGCAUCCCAGUGGGGGUAAUUCGCCUUCGCCCUUUGCACCGGGCGUCCCCAGUCAACCGUACAGGACAACCUACGCCUCCCCCUCCUUCUCUUGCGCCACGGGCGCUUCGGGCACGGCCUCCCCCUCCAACUUGCACGGGAGGGUAGGCUUGAUGUACCAGCAACACCCUCACAGCGGCGCAACUUCACCGCGUGUCGGUACUGCACCCCUUCCCCCGUCUUCUGGCCCCUUUUCAAGCGGACAUUCGGGGCAAGGCGCAUCGCCAUCUGGCGCCUUGUAUUACUCACCUCGCGCAGCUGGCAGUGCUGCGGGCGGGCAAUAUGGAGCACAUCCGAGCUCUUAUGUGUUCGAUGGAUGUGCUCCAGGUACUACCGCCCGUCAGAGAAUGCUGGGGUCAGCCUCGAUUGUCUCGUCACGAAUUGAUCCAAACGUAUCCACUUCGUCGUGGCCGGCGCUGUCGCCCAACGCCAUGAGCAAUCCAGACCAUUCCAUCAAGGGGAGAGGUAGCGAAACGCCUGAAACGUACUCUGGAAGCCUGCCAGACGAAAAGCCACUCGUUCUUGCUGCUAGAAAGAGGGGUCAGGCUUCGAUGGAGGAAGAUGACAGCGUCGAUCUCUCGGAAGGCAAGAAGGGAGACAAAUUUGCGAACAAGAGGAACCGCGUGCAUUUCAGCUGCACCGAAUGCCACCGCCGCAAGCAAAAAUGCAAUCGCGAGACGCCAUGCAACCACUGUAUUGCGCGCAAGGUUCCUGAAAAAUGCAAAGUCUUCCAGCCUGGUGAGGACGCCAAUGACAUGCAAUCGCGGGUUGGCCGUCUCGAAAAGCUCUGCGAGAGCUAUCUUCCUGCCAUUCUGGAAAAGCUCGAAGAGCAAAGCGAAAGGCAGGAGGCGAUCGAAGGCACAUUGCGAGAGCGCGAGACGUCGGGUAUGAGUGGAUGGGACAGGCACUCUCUACGUGAACGUGCCGGAGCCGCAGUUUUCCAACAACAGCCGCCUUUAGAUCCAGAGGGCGUACACCUACCUCCUCUCGCAUGGCCGACAGAUGAGAGUCGGCGAACCGCUUUGAUGGGCGUCAUGCGCCCUCCAAGCCGGGGCGCCGGCCGACCCGGCAGCUCCCACUCCCGUACAGAUGGCCCCACAUCAACUUUAUCGGCCGUCGCGGCGGCGGCUGCCGCUGCUGCUGCUGCUGCGGCAGAGAACGACGCGACAAACGUCGACGAGGGUCGGCUGGACCCGAAAACGGGCAGCUUCCUUGGAAGCGGCGCAGUCAGCAUGAGAAUCAACCGGCUGCUGGAUGUCCUGCCCACAGCUUCUUCAGCUCGGAGGUCGCGUUCUAAACCGCGGGGGGGUGGUGCUAUUGGCGAAAAUGCACAUGUAGGAGACACAAGAACGGAUAGUGACAAAGGGGAGGACGCAGCCGACAAUGACAAUAGCAGGAGUUCUGCUUUGAUUGAUCCUUCUUUGGAUGACAUGACCGAUAGGAGAAGUAGCGUUGUAACAGAUGCCGAUGAUGACGGUACUGCCAGGCCAGGCACCUCGAGCGAGGAAGAGGGCAAUGUGGGCGACCCCGUGCGGACGAUCGAGUCUGCUCCUACCGAGCUUGAAGAAGCUCUGGCAGAGUACGGUGUCCUGGAUGGCGAAUGCGCACAACUAUUGGCCGCUUUGCCAUCAGAAGAGCUGGCGCGCAAGCUGAUUGACCACUACUUCAACGACAUUAACUGGAUGCGGUCCCCCAUGCCACGCAAGACCCUUCUCCCCCUUUUUGACGACUUCUGGAAGAGCGGUCCAAAGCUCACGAUCACCAAUCUGAACAUCUUUGCGGUGCUCAUGAGCACCUGUGCGCUCGCCUUCACCAGCGCGCCCUUUGAGGAUUCUGAGUCGUCAGAGGAACAGCCAAAGGAAGCGAAGAGCGUCGACCGGAUGUGCUCACCAAAGGGCAGGAUGCUGGCAGCUCGGAGGUUCAACUACGCUGCGCAUCGGGCAUUGCUCGCCAGCUCUACACUCGGCAUCGAAGAUCUGAAUCAGGUCAUGGGCUGGGUGCAGUCGACCAAAUUCCUCUUCCUCGAUCGGCGCAUCUCUGAGGCAUAUUUUGCAGCAGGCUCCGCAGCCAAGAGCGCUUUUUCCCUCGGCCUCCAUCGCGACGGCUCCAAACUUGGUCUGUCGCAUGAGCAAACACAAUUCCGGCGCAUAGCCUGGAGCAUCGUAUACUACGGUGACAAGACGCUUGCGCUCAACCUCGGUCGCCCGACGAACAUCCUCGAUAGCGUUUGCGACGUUAAGGGCCCUACGGCCGAAGAGCUUGACGACGAGUAUCCGCAUCCUGUGUCAGAACCGUCUCAGCCGAUGCCGGAGGGCGUAGCGAAGCCGACGUGUCUGACCUACACAACCUUCCGACACAAGAUCGGCGCCAUCAUGUCACGCGUCGUCGACAUUUACCAAGAAGUGCACCGCCCUGCGCACUACAAAGAUGUCUUGGCGAUCGAUACGAGCCUAGAACAGCUGCGAGCAGCGCUGCCAUACUACUUUCGAUGUAAGCUGAAUGCCCAGGACAAGAUCGAGAUCGAUAUAAGUCUCGACAGUGCAUUCCCUUUCGUCCCCGUCCAACGUUUCCUCAUCGAAGCAGAGAUCAACUUCCUGCGCAUAGCUCUUCAUCGUCCAUUUUUGCUCCGCUCAGCUGGAUCACAUGGUGCGCGCUACAUUCCCUCACGGCGAGCUUGCAUCCAGGCGGCUCACCUCGACUUGAAGCUGCGCAAUCACUUUGUGCGCUAUCUGCAGGUCCGCUACGGACACAACAACAUCCCACUGCACUUCCGUGUGCACCUUGGAACUUACAAGUGGUUCAAUUCGUUGCUCAUCUGCGGAAUUGUCCUUCUUAUCGAGCCUCACGCGCAAGAUGCCACGCAGCUCAAGUCGCACCUCGCUGACUAUAUCAAGAAAGCCGAUGAGUUGAAGAAGAAAGCGGUGGUUCGCGACGACAUCAGCGAAAAGGAGGCAAGUACUCUGCGUCUAUUCAUGACCAGAAUCGAACAGCUACAAGAGAAGGGAAAUCCUUCCAAGUCUGCAAAGAAGCGCAACAGAUUUGCCGAGCAAGAUUAUGAGUCCGGAAACAAAGCUGUGAAGCGCCCGAAUGGGCGCACAGAGGAGGAAGCCGGACUUCUCUUAGGACUCGGCCAGCAGGCACGGGAUGCCUCAAUAAUGAGCCCGGUAUCAUCUAGCGCUGCAACGCCGCGAAUUCGCGUUCCCAGUAGCGUCGACGGUGUUCCCUCGACGGUCCGCGCUGUAGGAGCUCUGAACAACAACAGCCCUGCGGCGACGACGCCGAGCCUCAACGGCGAGCAUUAUCAUAGCCCUGCUGUGCAAAGCGCGACGGAGGACGCUCAGCACAUCUUUGACGCAUGGUAUCGAGCAGAAAUGGCGUCCGGCGGAUCCAUCAUGGAUGCCGCGUUCGGUCAGCAACCACCGUUCUUGGAACGCAGUCCACAGGCAUUUGCCAUUCUGCCAGGCGCUCCAUACACAGGCACGAGCUCUGCCUCUCCUCUACCUGGUGCAAGCGGUGCGGGUGGCUCCUCAGUGCAUGGCGGGCCAACGUGGGCGGUAUUGCCUCAGCCUCAGUGGGUUGAUGGCACUACAGGUGCGUCUUUGAUGGGCCACGCGAUGACAAUCACGGCCAACGGAGGAGUUGGACCGGAAGCAGGUGGCAUAACUCAUGAUCUGCAGACCGUGCGUGCUGCCGGAACCAUCCCACCUGAGGAUCUAAACGAACCGGCCGGCAGUGGCUUCCAACCUGCCGACGCUAGCAACACGCAGUUCUGGCAGGACCUGAUCAAGCGGAUCGCUCCAUGAUGAUGCGACAAGCCCACAAGUAAUUGGUACAGAAAUGUUGUAUGAUACAGUGUACAAAAUGUCUCAAUGGAGUCCCACAAGUAGUCUCG